UAAGGAGCCAGUAUGUAGGCAGUCUGUGUCCGACCGUCGCCAGGGUGGGACAUCAUCGAGCCUUGUUUAUUUGUUGUCCAGCAACACGUCCGAGUUCGCGAGUUGUGAAGUGACUUUUAAAUUAUGAGUGUGCGUGCCACAAUAUUAUUUUAAAAGGAACCCGCCGUUAAUUACAGCAUGUGGCGAUCGGCUUCGAUGGGCGCGCGGCUGUGCGCGGGGCUGGCGCUGGCGAUGUCGCUGGCCCUGGGCGCCGGGAGACGCGACUAUAAGGACCCGGAGGCGAGGCAUCAUGCCGACCUAUCGCUGUGGAUUGAUGAGCGGCAAGUCAGGAUGUUUAGUGGUAUAUCAAUGCAAGUAUUCGCCAUAAUAAACGGUCACGUAUCACCCUACGUGUUAGACCCAAACUUCUCCAAUAAACUGCCAGUGAUACCAUCUGAAGUUGGCUACGUGAACUUCACGUGGAAGUCGAAGAAGCGAUACUACUAUGACUUUGAUAUUCUGACGUCAUCAGACCUAACGAUACUGAAGCCGCCUGUAUUGUCCAUCAAAACACGAGGACGGGUGCCUAAAACAUCAAAAGAAUUCAGUAUAAUUUUGCCAUGUGUGGGCAAUAAUAGCGGCGUGGCCACGUUUGAAAUAGGGCUAGUGCUAAAAAAUGGCCGCGGAUUGCCGCUAAAAGGCACCCCAUUAAGAUUACACCUAAAGAAGGAAUGCGCACAGAGAGGUGUGUAUUUAGAAAGGACAGGCCCCGACCCGGAAUGUGACAAAAAAUGCGCAAACCAAGGGUGGUGCAACAACGAGAAAAUAUGCCAGUGUCCGGAGGGUUACAUGGGGCAGGACUGUCGGACGGCGCUGUGUUACCCGCAGUGCAUGAACGGCGGCAACUGCACCGCGCCCGGAGUGUGUUCCUGCCCGCCUGGGUACCAGGGACGCAACUGUGAGGGAGGCAUAUGCGCGCAGAAAUGUUUGAACGGAGGCAAGUGUAUACAGAAGGACACAUGUGAAUGUCCUAAAGGCUACUACGGAUUGCGCUGUGAAUUUUCAAAAUGCGUGAUCCCCUGCUUAAACGGGGGCCGCUGUAAAGGGGUGAACAAGUGCCGCUGCCCCGUAGGGCUGGGCGGCAACCACUGCGAGGUGGGGCGGCGGGUGGGCGACUGCACGUGUCGCGGCGAGUCCUGCGCCGGCGCUCACACGUGCCGCCACGGCCGCUGUGUGGCGGGUGCGUGUGUGUGCGAGCCUGGCUGGAGGGGGCGCUGGUGUCAUCGGUCUACCGGAUCAUCAGAAGAGUCCGGCGAAUACAAGAGGCCUCGAUGAAACAAAUACAAACUGUUGACGAAACUACUUAAUAAUGAUGUGAUUUCUUAAAUUUUAUUAUAAAUAUUUUAUACAUAUUUUGUAACAUUGAUAAAUUAGUCAUUUAGAUGUUAAGCUCUAUGCCACUUAGUUUAUGUAUUUAGAUUUAGGACUACAAAAUAAAAUAAAAUAUUAGAUAUA
Molecule: messenger RNA, 1494 nt
Organism: Helicoverpa zea (corn earworm)
Lineage: Eukaryota; Metazoa; Arthropoda; Insecta; Lepidoptera; Noctuidae
Product: protein shifted-like
Exons: 8
Coding region: 178-1314 (378 amino acids)
Biological process (GO): anatomical structure development
Cellular component (GO): cell surface; extracellular region
Molecular function (GO): signaling receptor binding
Source: RefSeq, a predicted model, not a curated record